Molecule: messenger RNA, 870 nt
Organism: Rhipicephalus microplus (southern cattle tick)
Lineage: Eukaryota; Metazoa; Arthropoda; Arachnida; Ixodida; Ixodidae
Product: ubiquitin-conjugating enzyme E2 Z
Source: RefSeq, a predicted model, not a curated record
AUGGCCUCUGCGCAGGGAGCUACGCGUGUCCCAUCGGACACUCAGCAAGUUGGAGCCAAAUUGACAGAUGUUGGACCAUUCAAGCGGGAAGACUUGUCUACGUAUUUGACAAGGGUAAAAAAGGACAUUGCAUUUUUCUUGGCCGACCCUCCAACGGGCAUAUUCAUCGCACCGUACGAGAAGGACAUCGCCAAUAUCCAUGCCCUGGUGAUGGGUCCCUCUGGAACACCUUACGAAGAUGGCUUCUUCGAGUUCCUUAUUCGAUGCCCGGUGGAGUAUCCGAUGAAACCACCUAUCGUCGAGUUCCUGACUACGGACUCCGGCAGGCAGGCACAGCCGAAGCCUGCACGCUCCAAGCACAAGCCCCAGUCUCAGCAGACCGGCAGCCAGGUCACUGCCACCCGCUCCGAGGCCCCAAGCGUAGGGAAGGCGACAGCCGGUACUUCCUUCUCCCUUGACCCGGCCGUAGCUUCUAGCGAGGGAAAAACUCUCCGCAACAACACCGAGACUGAAAUUCAACGCAAGGCCGCCAUCAUCAUUGCCUCGCCAGAUGGCGCCGUGACGUGCCGCCAAGUGUUGGAUAAAGCCAAGGCCACAGUCAGCACCAACGACAAGCGUGGCAGCGUGGCGGUCGUGAAGGGUCACUCCUUUCGUGAAGCUGUCGCUGGUGGUGACCGAUCGACUCCGGCCCUUGCCCCUCGCCCUCCCAUGAGUGCAGGCUGUCAUCGCAAGGACCCCAUCUCCUAUGACUCAGCCGGCUCCAGCUGUCGACUCGAAGGACACAGUUCUAACCAGUGCUUGCAGGCGCUAGCCGUCGAGAACCCCGGAGGAGUGAUGACAGGGAACGCUGCACGUGGGAACUCUGGAUGA